AUGGACAUGAUCAGCCUAGUGAUCUCAGGAACCCCAUCUGAACCUCAAAACGCAUGUCAAAAUCAUGCCCCAACACCUCUAGAAAUAGAGGGAAUUCAUGCCAAUGAAGAAAAGGGAAGCAUGGAGCUUCCAAAAAGAAGAAAAAGCAACGGAGGAAGGUAUCUAGGGGUGAGACAAAGACCUUCAGGAAGAUGGGUUGCUGAAAUCAAGGACUCCUUGCAGAAACUGAGGCUGUGGUUGGGGACUUUUGACAGUGCAGAAGAGGCCGCCCUGGCUUAUGACAGUGCCGCCAGGCUUUUAAGAGGAAAAAAUGCAAAGACAAACUUCCCGUGUCAUCAUGGAGUUGUGAGCACACAUGAAGAAAGUUACAGGUCAUUGGAAAAGAAUCCAAGGCUUUUCCGGCUUCUUCAGCAUGCAAUCAUGAAGAACCAUGCAAGAUCGAUCAUUUUUAGGGAAGAUCAGAUUCAUGGUGAUAAAGUUGAUUCAAGCUCUUUUGAUGCGCUUGUUGAAGAAACCAUAGUUUGUAAUUCAUCAUCAAGCUCUGAAUCCGGAAUCUGUGAUAUGUAUGAUCAUGAUAGAAACAAACUUUCUCAGCUCUCAGUUGGUAGUUCCAAGGUUUAUUCUUCAGUUUUUGUUGCUCCAUCUUUCAGUUCUUCUCGAUGUCAAGUAGGAGAAGAUCGAAAGGAUUGCCAAUUAAGAGGCUUAAGCAAUGGAAUAUCUCAUUCCCCAUACAAAUAG
Molecule: messenger RNA, 738 nt
Organism: Juglans regia (Persian walnut)
Lineage: Eukaryota; Viridiplantae; Streptophyta; Magnoliopsida; Fagales; Juglandaceae
Product: ethylene-responsive transcription factor ERN1-like
Exons: 1
Coding region: 1-738 (245 amino acids)
Biological process (GO): regulation of DNA-templated transcription
Molecular function (GO): DNA binding; DNA-binding transcription factor activity
Source: RefSeq, a predicted model, not a curated record